Molecule: messenger RNA, 1295 nt
Organism: Sabethes cyaneus
Lineage: Eukaryota; Metazoa; Arthropoda; Insecta; Diptera; Culicidae
Product: growth hormone-inducible transmembrane protein-like
Exons: 4
Coding region: 127-1134 (335 amino acids)
Cellular component (GO): mitochondrial inner membrane
Source: RefSeq, a predicted model, not a curated record
UUCUGGAAAAGUGUGCAGAACAAUAUUAAAGUUUUUUGUGAAAGUUUGAGAAAUUGCGACGAAAUUUUGUUUUCGGCCGAAUUUUAUUUACAGUUGUACUAAAGCAGGGUACGCAACACCUUGAUAAUGCUGUCCCGUCUAGCAUGCAGUGGCCGAAUUCUGGCAUCGGCUUCACUGGUACAACCGGCGUUCAAACAAGUUUCACGACGACCCCAGCUGAUUCGUUAUUAUGCCCGCGACGUGAAAGGAGGUACUAACUGGACAACUCGUGCCGAGCGGCAAACACUUCGCGAACGUGCCAUGGCCCCGCCGGGCCCUAACGCAUAUUCCCUAGGUAAAGGAGCACUGGCUGGCGGAGCAGCUCUUGGAAUCGGUGCAUUAUGUUUUUAUGGGCUAGGAUUCGGCAGCGGUACCAGUGCUUUGGAACAAUCUCAUGCUUGGCCAGAGUUUGUUCGUGAACGCAUUCGUGACACGUAUCUCUACUUUGGGAGCUCGUUAGCUAUUUCAGCUGCCAGUGCCGUGGCUGUAUUUCGUAAUCCGACACUGCUCAAUUUGGUUUCGAGAAAUGGAUGGAUGUCUAUUCUAGGCACAUUUGCAGUGAUGAUCGGCUCUGGCAUGCUGGCUCAAUCAAUUCCUUACAGCCCAGGCUUCGGAAGUAAGCAAUUAGCUUGGGCGGCACAUUCAGCUAUUGUAGGAGCAGUAAUUGCUCCCAUCUGUUUUAUUGGUGGCCCAAUUCUGGUAAGAGCUGCUUGGUAUACCGCAGGCGUCGUCGGUGGGUUAUCGACGGUGGCUACCUGCGCACCGAGUGAUAAGUUUCUGUACAUGGGAGGUCCAUUGGCAAUUGGCUUGGGAGUAGUUUUUGCUUCUUCAAUGGCUUCAAUGUUCCUUCCACCUACUACUGCGCUAGGAGCUGGAAUAGCUUCACUUUCGCUAUAUGGAGGCCUUUUAUUGUUUAGUGGAUUCUUACUGUACGACACUCAGAAAAUCGUUAAGCGAGCAGAACACUACCCAAUGUACGCAUCGCGACCUUUUGACCCAAUUAACUCGGCAAUGUCUAUUUACAUGGAUACAAUGAACAUAUUUAUUAGAAUUGCUACCAUAUUGGCUGGUGGUGGGGGUAAUCGUCGAAAGUAAAGACGUCUCUUUUCUAUUAGAAUUACGAUUAGUACAAGCGCUUUGUUGGAAAUUAGUACAUGAUUCGCUAAGUUUUCAACGUUUUUUGAGAAGGCGAAACCUAAAUUAUUAAAUUACUUCAAUGAUACUAAAUGCUAUGUGAACAAUAUAUUUAAAAUAAC